AUGACCAUCGAACCUGAAGUCCGGGAUGUCCGGGAGGUUCUCCAAAACGUCGAACCUCCCCAGGUGGACCCCAGUCGCUCCCACGAUCCCAGCAACAACAUGAAGCGAAGCGACCCCUUCCAAUUCGGAUCACGAUUCCUCGAAAAGGGCGACGACGUCUUCGAAUUCAAUGCCUGGGACCAUGUCGAGCCAGAUGACGAAUUCAAGGCCUUUGCCCAAACACAGUAUGCCAAACAGCGCGAAACACGAGUAUCGGACUUUGAUCGCAACCGAUUCAACAACGACCCGGCAAAGUGGUGGAACCUUUUCUAUAAGAACAACACAGCCAACUUUUUCAAGGAUCGCAAAUGGCUGCGUCAGGAGUUCCCUGUUCUUGCAGAGGUCACCCAGAAGGAUGCUGGUCCUCAGGUUGUGCUGGAGGUUGGUGCUGGUGCUGGAAAUACCGCGUUCCCUUUGAUUGCCAACAACGAGAAUGAGCAUCUCAAGGUUCAUGCGUGUGAUUUCUCGAAAUAUGCUGUCAAGGUCAUGCGCGAGAGCGAGCAUUACAAUGAGAAAUAUAUGGCCGCUGAUGUCUGGGACGUCGCUUCUGUGCCUACGGAAGAGGACAACGGCCUCCCGCCUGGUUUGACGGAGGGUUCAGUGGAUGUUGUCAUCCUGAUUUUCAUUUUCUCUGCCCUGGCACCUACCCAGUGGGACCAGGCUAUUCGCAACGUCUACCGUGUUCUCAAGCCCGGUGGCCGUGUCCUUUUCCGCGACUACGGCCGUGGUGACCUGGCCCAAGUGCGUUUCAAGAAGGGCCGUUACAUGGAAGAGAACUUCUAUGUUCGCGGUGAUGGUACUCGUGUCUACUUCUUCGACCAGGACCAGCUUGUUGAUAUGUGGGGUACCUGGUCCGCGGAGAAGGGCUUGCAGAUUCCCAUUUCUGCGAAGGCUUCCGCGGAGGGUGCUGAUGAGGAUGAAAGUGAGAGGCCAGAGCCUGCUGAGCAGUCAGAAGAGACCAAGGAGGCUGCGAAGAAGAAUGGGGCUUUCGAGGUGAAGCUCUUGGGAGCUGAUCGCCGACUGAUUGUCAACCGUCAGAGCAAAUUAAAGAUGUACCGCUGCUGGAUGCAGGGUCACUUCAUUAAGCGUGAUGGCUCUGCUGAGGCUACUGAGGCUACCCAAUAA
Molecule: messenger RNA, 1164 nt
Organism: Penicillium nucicola
Lineage: Eukaryota; Fungi; Ascomycota; Eurotiomycetes; Eurotiales; Aspergillaceae
Product: tRNA(Thr) (cytosine(32)-N(3))-methyltransferase
Exons: 1
Coding region: 1-1164 (387 amino acids)
Molecular function (GO): tRNA (cytidine-N3)-methyltransferase activity
Source: RefSeq, a predicted model, not a curated record